Molecule: messenger RNA, 1317 nt
Organism: Schistocerca nitens (vagrant locust)
Lineage: Eukaryota; Metazoa; Arthropoda; Insecta; Orthoptera; Acrididae
Product: repetitive organellar protein-like
Exons: 7
Coding region: 1-1317 (438 amino acids)
Source: RefSeq, a predicted model, not a curated record
AUGAUAAUAUCGAUAUAUAAUGAAAAGUAUCGAAAAGAUAUAGAAAAGUAUCGAAAAGAUAUCGAAAAGUAUCGAAAAGAUAUCGAAAAGUAUCAUAAAGAUAUCGAAAAGUAUCGAAAAGAUAUCGAAAAGUAUCGAAAAGAUCGAAGAAAAGAUAUCGAAAAAUAUCGAAAAGUACCGGAAAGAUAUCGAAAAGUACCGAAAAGAUAUCGAAAAGUACCGAAAAGAUAUCGAAAAGUAAAAGAUAUCGAAAAGUACCGAAAAGAUAUCGAAAAGUACCGAAAAGAUAUCGACAAGUACCGAAAAGAUAUCGACAAGUACCGAAAAGAUAUCGACAAGUACCGAAAAGAUAUCGACAAGUACCGAAAAGAUAUUGAAAAGUAUCGAAAAGAUAUCGAAAAGUAUCGAAAAGACAUCGAAAAGUAUCGUAAAGAUAUCGAAAAGUAUCGAAAAGAUAUCGAAAAGUAUCGAUGUAUCGAUAAGUAUCGAUAUAUCGAUAAGUAUCGAUAUAUCGAUAAGUAUCGAUAUAACGAAAAGUAUCGAUAUAUCGAAAAGUAUCAAUAUAUAUCGAAAAGUAUCGAUAUAUCGAAAAAUAUCGAAAAGUAUCGAAAAGAUAUCGAAAAGUAUCGAAAAGAUCGAAAAGUAUCGAAAAGAUAUCGAAAAGUAUCGAUAUGUCGAAAAGUAUCGAUAUAUCGAAAAAAUCGAUAUAUCGUAAAGUAUCGAUAUAUCGAAAAGUACCGAUAUAUCGAAAAGUACCGAAAAGAUAUCGAAAAGUAUCGAAAAGAUAUCGAAAAGUACCGAAAAGAUAUCGAAAAGUACCGAAAAGAUAUCCAAAAGUACCGAAAAGAUAUCGAAAAGUACCGAAAAGAUAUCGAAAAGUACCGAAAAGAUAUCGAAAAGUACCGAAAAGUUUUCGAGAAGUAUCGAAAAGAUAUCGAUAAGUAUCGAAAAGAUGUCGAUAAGUAUUUAUAUAUAAUGAAAAUAUCGAUAUAUAAUGAAAAGUAUCGAAAAAAUAUCGAUAAGUAUCGAAAAGAUAUCGAUAAGUAUCGAAAAGAUAUCGAUAAGUAUCGAAAUUUUAUAGAUAAGUAUCGAAAAGAUAUCGAAAAGUAUCGAAAAGAUAUCGUAAAGUAUCGAAAAGACAUCGAAAAGUAUCGAAAAGAUAUCGAAAAGAUAUCGAAAAAUAUCGAAAAGUACCGAAAAGAUAUGGAAAAGUACCGAAAAGAUAUCGAAAAGUACCGAGAAGAUAUCGAAAAGUACCGAAAAGGUAUCGAAAAGUAUCGAAAAGAUAUCGAAAAGUAUCGAAAAGAUAUCGAAUAG